AUGCUUCCCGAAGCCAAAAAGACGAACGUUCAUUAUACCUUCAACCUGCGCGACUUUGCGAAGAUUAUCUUCGGUGUGAUGACAACGAGCUCGGAAAAGCUGACGCCUGAGACGAGACGAGUUGAACGAGUUGGCGCAGCGAGGUUUUUGGCACCAAAAUGUCAAGUGGACAACAGCCCAAGCUGUUUGGCACCGCUUGGCCCCGCGCGCUUUCGCAGAGCGCUUCUUCAGCGCUUGGAAGGUAGCGUCUACCGAUACUUCAUGACCAUCUUGCAGGUGUCGGCGGAUGUUGCAGGCAACUUGUUGGCCACUAAAGGUGAGGAUGGUGACGUGGACCGGCAGGACUAUUUCGAUGUUGCAUUGGCCGCCAUUUUUGACUUUGAUAAAGGCUUCUUCGAGGAGUGCUUUCCUGGCUUGAUCUUCACCGUCUUUCAGAGUUUCUUUCACAAUUCCGCUGUCAUCGCCAAUCCGGUAGAGCACUUCCGUUUUGCCGGCCGCGCCUACGAUUUGGCACGUCACACGUGGCGUUGGAAACCUGCGAAAGCGGAGACAAGAGCAUCAUCCGUGUGGUCUCGAGUUAGUGCUUCGGUGUCUGAAGGUUGGGACUUCCUAAGUUGGCAGUACCAGCUGUCUAUCCAACAGAUGGCCGUGACCGCGGAUCUCUUCCGGCCGGUCUUUGUGGACGAGACGUCCACCUUUGCCUCGUUGCUUGGGCCUGGACGAGGUGGACGUCAGAGGAAUCAGCAGCAGAUCUUGCAACCGGAGGACCUUCCGGCUGUCAGCAAACUGAUUUGCUUGGAAUAUUUCUGUGAACCAAAGACGGAACUCUUCCACUCCAUCCUGGCAUCUGGAAUCCUACCAUACUUGGGCGCCCUGGCCAUCCAUUCAUCUGAUGAAGUACUGAGUCGCGUCCAGCAGCGGGUGGAGAUUCCAGUCUACCGGAGCUGCAAGGAAUCUGAUUUGCCAUACAUUUUGGGACCUGCAGAUGAUUGGCGUUUGCUUCCCAUGCACAGCUCUCGUUUGCUACUCAGCCUCACAGCCUCCGUGGAGGGGCUCUUGAUAUCGUCGGUCUCGGCGGUUUCGAUGCGACAUCACAUUUUGGAUGCAACAUCCAAUGCAAAUCAUCUGCGACUGUUGCUCACGGAACAGGAGAACGCCUUCAGCGUUGCCAAUCUAGCUCCUGUCUAUGAAUUAGAGCUGGAAACUGAGACGUUGGAGCAUGAUUCCUUGGUCUUCCUCCGUGCAAAUGGACAGUCUGAGACGGGACAUCCGUGGAAAUCGAAAGUUGUGCGUCUUGCUGCUUUGAUGCAGUCCUUUCGGCUUGCAGACUCCCAUGGGGACCUCAGACCUGCAGAUGAGCUGAACGUUUCUGUCAGCAAAUGUGGCACUUUGCGAUGUUUCUUCGUGGGAGGCCAUGCUUUUUCGGAGCUCCCCAUGCAAGAUAUCUAUCUCUUCAGGCGUCAGGACAGCUUCACUCCUCCCAGCAACUAUUGCCAAAGCCAAGAGAAUGAUUGGCAGAAUCAUCGGUAUAUGAAGGGAUUGGCUCACAACUAUGACAUCCCAACGUCCCAACCCAAUAAUAACUACAACCUUCUGGCUCUGUCCUCGGAAGGUUUGUUCAUGCACGAAAGCAAUGAAGUUUUGUCCAUGGCAUACUACCUGCCAGUGGCCUCCAUGGUUCACCUGAAACUCCCCCGAGUUCAAUUUAUUCCAGUGGACUUUUUUGGUCCAUGCCGCGAACAACACGGCUGGUUGUUGGUGGAUCUGCUUCAAUCUUUACAGCUGGUACUACUUCAGGGCUUGGAACAUGUCACUCUGGUCGAGCCGCUUCUGGCUGAUGUCCCGCACGACAUGAGAUGCUUGAAUCACCAGUGGAUGACCACACCUGAGUUGAUGAGCCGCCUGGUUGAGAACACUUGGGACCAGAUGAAGAGCGUUCCUUUCCGCGACUUCUUCGACAUAGGGCACCUCCGGUCCGAAGUCCAGAAGUUUGCAGUGGAUGAAACCAUCGAGUGGAACGAGUUUCAAGAGACCGAGGGCGUCAUCGAUACUCUGUUCCUCCUGAAUGACGUGGCGCUACCCGGCGGCUUGGUUACCUUGGGUAGCUACCGAAUGCAACCCAUCCUGCACUGUGAAGAUCGACCGGAUUUCAAUCAGGAGGUGGGCGUCUACAAUGACAGCAAGGUCCUGGUGCGGCGCCUGAUUUGUCUCCAGGGCGAUGCCCAGAAUAUGUUAGACAUAGAGAAGUUCCGGCUGGAGCUGCGCAACGCCCUGGCGGAGCCUGGUGGGGCCAGAGGUCAUCGCUUGGGUUUCCAACUCUACCAAUGGAAUGGUCUGGAACGAUUGCGGUUGCAAGGUAUGGAUCUUGGCAAGGCGGCGCAGGCGAAUUGGCUGCCCAGCAUGUGGAGUCUCAUCCGCUUCAGCAAGUCCUUCUUGUGGCUGGCAGAUCGGGUGGUUCAGCGCAUGAACCACUCAGCGACCAGGGCCGGGUCACCAGAGGACUGGAGAUUCAAAGCGGCCCAUUUCCGAUGGAGGAAUUUUUCGGAGGAGGAAGGCGGUAUUCCGUACAAACAUCCUAGCGGGGGGCAUGAGAAAAGUCAGAAAUUUAUGGCUGCCUUCUCUCUCCCAGAUAAAUACGCCGAUGUCUUGCGGGGCUGUGUGCCUUCUGCCCUGCACUGUAGCGACGUUUUUUUGAUGACGAAUCUUCCAAGGGAAUCCCAGCUAUUAGCAAGUCUCCGUGAAUCCUAUGCCAUGCUAUGUAGCCAAGCGCAAGUGCACAGCAUUACAGAUGAGCUGCUUCCAUCCUCCGACAUCCAGGCGUUUUUCGAGAUGUCAGAGCACAAAAACAGGAAAAGCUCCAAUGUUUGGUCCAAACUUCACGGUUUUUUCCUGGAAGUGGCCAUUGCCACCAGGGCCAACUACUUCUUGGGCUAUGGAUAUGACAUGGGAAUCAAAGCUUCCGCUGUGUCGAUGAUCACCAGUCAGCUCCGAACCUUUGAUGGUCGGGGCUACUGGUGCACCAGAUGGGCCUUUGACCCCGACUGCAAGCAGCAUGGCACCGAGGCUGGCUCUAAAACAACCGAUGCGUUGAGUUAUAGCUGUUGA
Molecule: messenger RNA, 3105 nt
Organism: Cladocopium goreaui
Lineage: Eukaryota; Dinophyceae; Suessiales; Symbiodiniaceae
Source: the annotation of a GenBank genome assembly